AAGCUCACAAACCCUAGCAAUGGCGUGCACCCUCGACUUCCGAUACCUCGACGAAGGCCUCGGCGGCCAGAAGAACAAGCGGAAGAGAUCGGAAUCGUCCGAGCCCCAAUCCAAUGGUGGUGAUUCCAUGGAACUCGACUCCAUGUCCGAGCCCCCGCCGGCUAAACGCGCCGCGCUUCCCUCUCUCUCCGAUCCCGAGAAGCCCGCCUUCGGCCGACCUACCUACGACGGCGUCAUUGCUGGAAAGGCCUCCGGCCGCAAGUGGAAGCAGGCCCGGACGCAGCGCGCCUCUGCUGCCCUGGUCUCCCGCCGUGGGAAAACGAUGGAGCUCCGCGCAAAGGAGAAGGAGAUGAAGAGAGCUUAUAAGGAGAGGAUGAAUGAGCUCAAGGAGGAGAUACGGCUGAACAAGGUCGAGAAGAGAAAGAAGAGAGAGGAAAGAGAGAAGAAGAAGCAGGAGAACAUUUUGAGGACGGGGACAAAGCUUCAGAAGAUCACCAACCCUAAAACGCUGAAGAAGAUCGCGAAAUCCAAACAGAAGAAGCUGUUGAAGGUUGUGCCUGAUGAGAUCCUUGAUAAGAAUGCCAACAAGAAGAAGAACAAUGCCUAAAAAUUGCAGCUUUUUUUUUCUCAGGUGAAUCAUGUGACCACUUUAUUAUCUUUUUGUCUUUGAUUUUGUAUGUUUAUGGAUUUAGAUACCAAAGCUGUUAUCUUUUUAUGAGAAUUUUGAAAUUAAAAAUCUGAGCUUUUUGAAGAA
Dioscorea cayenensis subsp. rotundata (Guinea yam) is the source of this 754-nucleotide messenger RNA. RefSeq names its product MAP7 domain-containing protein 2. Gene Ontology annotation, cellular component: nucleolus. The record is from RefSeq and is a predicted model, not a curated record. NCBI's taxonomy places the organism in Eukaryota, Viridiplantae, Streptophyta, Magnoliopsida, Dioscoreales, Dioscoreaceae. Bases 20 to 607 code for a protein of 195 amino acids. The transcript has a single exon.